GAGGGCGUAUGGACAGACAGUAGUAGCAGCGCAUGCACUUUCAAAAAACUGCUGUUGUAGUUUUGUCACAUUGAAAGGACUACUGUUAAAUUUGUAUUUCGACUGGAUCGUUGAUCGCGCUUAAACGCUGCAUUAUAUCAACUGAAGGCCUGUCACCGAGAAGUGGGUGUCUACUCACUGGUGUUAACACAGCGGCGAGUACAGCACUGUGUCCCCGAUGGCUGGGUGGAAGGACGGCUCGGUGCAAGAGAAGUAUCGACUGGUUGUAGUCGGAGGUGGUGGCGUUGGAAAGUCAGCUUUAACAAUCCAAUUCAUCCAGUCUUACUUUGUCACUGACUAUGACCCCACAAUUGAGGAUUCAUACACGAAACAGUGUGUCAUUGAUGAGAGAGCUGCCCGUCUGGACAUCCUGGAUACAGCAGGACAGGAAGAGUUUGGAGCCAUGAGAGAACAAUACAUGAGGACAGGGGAGGGCUUCCUGCUCGUCUUCUCUGUCACUGACCGAGGAAGCUUUGAAGAAAUCUACAAAUUCCAAAGACAAAUCCUGAGAGUGAAAGACCGUGAUGAAUUCCCCAUGAUUUUAGUGGGAAACAAGGCUGAUUUGGAACCGCAGAGACAGGUGACACAGGAAGAAGGCCAGCAGCUUGCCCGACAGCUCAAAGUCACGUACAUGGAGGCCUCGGCCAAGAUCCGCAUGAAUGUAGACCAGGCUUUUCACGAACUCGUCAGAGUAAUAAGGAAGUUUCAGGAACAGGAAUGCCCGCCUUCGCCGGAGCCCACGCGUAAAGAGAAAGAUAAGAGUGGCUGUCAUUGUGUGAUUGUCUAAGAAAGGGGGCCUCUCACAGCCACCACUCACCCAGCUGCUGUCACCAGUCCCCACUCCCUGCCUUCUGACAUCACAUCCAAUACGGAUUAAUCGCUGCCUUCUACACGUGCAUGACUUCAAACAGUAGUCCCUGUCAUAGCCUUAUAAGGGGAUGUGAUACCCCCGGGACAUAGAAAAAAAAAAGAAUCAAACUGACAAACAUGAUUGAACUCACCAUUCUACCUUCAACUAGAAUACUGAUAUCAUGGCAGGAACGUGAAUAGCAUAUGAUAACACCCCAACACUAAACAUUGCCUCUUAAAAUUCGCUAAACAAUUCCAUUUUUUUUAUAUUGUAGUGAUAUUUGUACUUUUGCUGAGAUGGAAUGACAAAAAAAAAAAAAGUGAGAAUGUACAUGAAAAGGCUUUUUUGUCACCAGUUCAUCUGCAAUACUGAGUGUGGUGGUGAUUUUUGGAAGCUUUUGCGUGUGUUGUGCCAUAUCUGUUUUUACUUCCAUGUGCUAAUCAGCUACUGUACAUAGGAGACGUUUGUGUGUGAUUUGAGAGCGAAUUCCUUACUAAGAUAACUCAGUCGUCAUAGUACAGCGUGUGAGGUUGAUGAGUUGGGUUUGAUAUGCAUAAAAAACUAAAAUGUAUACAAGUAUGUAUGUACAUAGAGCGCCCUUAACGUUAUGCCAGCUGUUCUCUCGUCAGCAGUGAUGUCCAGGCCCGUUCUGUGUCUGGUCCAGAUACCGCGUUUUAGUCCGUCUUUUGUGUUUUCACGUAAGGCUUUUUGGCAAGUCAUUCUCUGACAUGAAAUCGUUUGUAUUAUACAUUUAGCCAAAUCCUUUAAAUCUCUGCUCCUUUUAGCCCUAGCCUCUUCAGACCGGUUUCAAGACUCAGGAUGCUCUGUAAACAAGGUUUUCUCACUGCUCUGCCACAGUGCACAACACAACACACCACUGGUUGUCUUCUAGGUACCUUGCCAGCAACAAAGAUGGAACAGAAAUGGUUUCCGAAAUGAUUUCAUCAAGUAUCUCUGACCUUCCUUUUUUUUCUUUUCUUUUUGUUUCACCCAGAAGAUUAUCAUCUUUUAUUUGUUUUCUCUAUUUUUAUGUGAUACAAUUCAGAAAAAAAACAUUUUCAAGGAAUUAACAGACUGCUGACAGCUGUACUCAUACUGUGUAUCAAACUGUAUGUGUAUUCACAUUGUGUACACUGAAUUCAUGUGAUUCAUAUGAAAAUGCUUCAAGUUCACAAUUUUAAUGGUAAUCUGGGAUAUAUUGGCCAAGUGCAUUUGAGAUGGAAUUGGUACAUCCAAAAUCCAUAUCCCAUUAAAAUUGCUCUUUAAUUUGUUUCUCUAGAAAGAGAUAUGUAUCUUGGAGUUCCUAAUUGUUUCUCACCUGUCAAAUAUUCGACAGGUGACAUUUGCUCUUUGAAGGUUCACAUCAUUACCGUGACAUUUCAUGUUUUGUUCUGUCUUCCUUUUCAAUGUUUGUAAUUCUGCAUAAGGGAUACAAAUAAAAUAUUUUUGUUUUGUUUUAUCAUCAUGUAAUAUAAGAUAAAAGAUGGAUGUGAUCCUUUGAUGGACAUGAUUAAAUGUUUUUACUAUAUACUUUUAUACAUUAUUUUCCUAUCAGACUAGUUAACAAGUAUUUUUAUAUGUUUCUAAGUGAAAAUGCUCUCAUGGCACAACCGUGUGUAUAUGUAAAGAGGAGUAUUUAAUUCUCUCAGUUUGUUUUUUAACUGAAAAAAAAAGACUAUAGGCCAAUGUUUGUUAAACUGUGGACAAGAUCUUUUCCUUCUUUUGGUGGUCAGGAGCUGGCACCCUCUUCACUUGGCAGUCCUCCGCCCUGUAGCUCACAGCUUAAACUAUCGACCAGGGAUCACAGCAGAUCCUCCCCUCCUGUCUGCCUUUGGGAUGGCUCGGCCUGCUGGUGUCCAUGCUGUGUACCAUAAGCCAUGGUCUGAGUGGUAAGGGGAAUGGACACACCGCUCUGGAGUAGUGUGGAGCAGGAAGCGCAUGAUUCUUCCCCUUUUCUUGCAGAGUUUGUGUAAAUCUAAUCCAUAUCGUGCUUUAUUUUUCACAUCA
Messenger RNA from Chanos chanos (milkfish), 2896 nucleotides. RefSeq names its product RAS related 2 (gene rras2). Gene Ontology annotation, cellular component: membrane. Gene Ontology annotation, molecular function: GTPase activity; GTP binding. The record is from RefSeq and is a predicted model, not a curated record. The transcript has 6 exons. Bases 218 to 826 code for a protein of 202 amino acids. Lineage: Eukaryota; Metazoa; Chordata; Actinopteri; Gonorynchiformes; Chanidae. Gene Ontology annotation, biological process: signal transduction.